ACUGCACUUCAUUUUCUUAAUAUCAUCCAUUAUAAAUUCUUUAAGACUAAUAAAAGAGCUGCAAUAUCUAAGGGUAUGUAAGUGUGCAUUAAAAGGCACUAAAACAAAAGUUUUACUUCGCUUCCUGAAAGAUCCCAAUCCGUGUGAUUUUCUUAAGUCUAAAUGCAGGUGUGGGGGAGCUCUGAAAGUGCUGAUAAAUUUCAUACUAAGCCUUCACGUUCUUUUAUACUGCACAGGUGAUCAGUCUCUAGCCAUGUUCUCAGGGGCCUGUGCCUGGCCCAUUCAGCCCGGUAAGCUGUCUGCAUCUCUGCCAUCCUCCAAGCUGCAGAGUGAGCCUGCAGAGGACUGUUCAGUGCUUUUAGCAGCCUUUUCAGGUCACACUCAAGAGCUUUGUAUUUUUUCUGCUACAUCCCUCCCCAAAAUCUCACAGAGGCCCCUUAACCCUGCAGAUAAUUUUAGCUCUCUGCUCUGGCAGAGCCCCUGGCAGAGGAAGGUUUCUGCCAUCUGGUAGCCUGUCAUACCUGAAGGGCCCUUUGCCUGUGUUUGGAACGAGGAAUUAUUUUUGGUGCUGGUUCUGACGUUAGCCAUGGGUACUCCUGGAGGAUUUCCAAGUUUUGUAAUUGCCAUUGUAUCCUUGUUUUUUCCUCUUUUUUAAAAAAGUUUCCCUGCUUAUGUUCUUCUGUGCUUUCCACCAGGAUAGAAAUAGAGAAACCAUUUUCUUGUUUUGGACUACCCAACACAAGACUCCUGUUCCUGCCUUCUGGUCCCUGGCCACCCUUGGGGCGCUGUCGCCCCCGUGCAGCGAGCAGACAGAACUGGUCAGGCGCUGUCCUGAGCACACAGGCACCGGUGUCCUUACAGCAGCACAGGAGAGCGCUACAUCAGUUGUACUAUAAAGAGCAGAGGAGCUGGAACACAAUCUCCUCCUCCUUCCCUGCACUGUUUCACCGACAGCCUUGCUCACAGCUGGAGGAAGACAGCCUCACCAGCAGCCUGAGCAGAAGCUGGGAGAAGGGAAGUCUUGUGCUCUUUGCUCUGCUCACAGUAACACCCUGUGUUCACAUUGCCUCCAGAAGAGUAUGACAUCUGACCACUUCUUCUUUCAAGUUUGCUUUAAUCAAGAAGUUGCUAAGAACAGAACACUGGGAAGGAUGAGGGGGUUGCAAUGAUCACAUACUGAAUGGGAGUCAACAAUAUACUUCUGGGGAAAACCAACACAAAGGAAACAUAUCGCACUGGGAAGUCUCAGCAGGCUGUUAUUAACAUCCUGCAGCGAGUCAUCACUUCAGCCUAAACUUUUUGUGGAUGAAAUAAGUGGUACAUGAAACUGGAUGAAAUUAAGUUCUACAUCUAUUCAUUUGGGACCCUGAUGAAUUAUACAUGCUGAGAAGUAGAAGAUGAUGAAUUCCACAAACAAUGCAACUGAACAGUGUAUUAUUGACCAUAAUAUCCACCAGACAUUAUCCCCUGUGGUAUACAUAUUUGUAUUUAUAAUAGGCUUGCCAGCUAACUGUCUGUCGCUGUACUAUGGGUACUUACAGAUCAAGGCUAAAAAUGAAUUGGGUAUCUACCUUUGCAAUUUGACUGUAGCAGACCUCUUUUACAUAUUUUCUUUGCCUUUCUGGAUCCAGUAUGUUUUACAGCAUGACAACUGGACCUACGAUGAACUGCUGUGCAAAAUCUGUGGCAUCCUCUUGUAUGAGAAUAUCUAUAUCAGCGUGGGCUUCCUCUGCUGCAUCUCCAUCGACCGCUACCUAGCAGUCGUGCACCCUUUCCGGUUUCAUCAGUUUCGGACAAUGAAGGCUGCUAUGAUUGUGAGUGCUGUUAUCUGGACCAAAGAAAUAAUGACCUGCUGGCUUGUCUUUACACAUGGGGAGAUCAGUAUGGAUGCCGAGAGCCACGUGGUGUGCUUUGAGCACUACCCCAUCAAGGACUGGGAGCACAACAUCAAUUACUAUCGCUUCUCUGCUGGCUUCCUUUUCCCCUUCUUUCUGCUGGCCUUCUCUUACUGUGGGAUUUUAAGAGUUGUCCACAAGAGUCAUGGCACUCAAAAGAAGAAGAAAAUCCAAAUUAAACGUCUAGUUUCAAGCACUGUCUUCAUUUUUUUAGUGUGCUUUGGACCGUACCAUAUCCUACUUGUAAUUCGCAGUGUGUUUGAGAACAACUGCUCAUUUGCUGACAAAAUAUUUAAUAUUUACCAUGCUUCUCUCCUGUUGACUACUUUUAACUGUGUUGCUGACCCAGUAUUGUACUGUUUUUCCAGUGAAAGCACUUACCAUAACUUUGCCAAGAUGCGAGACUCUUGUUUAACAUGUUUAGGAUGUCUAAAGACUGAGAUGAAAGAAUCCUACCAGCUGAGUGCUCCAGAAACUCCCAACAGGCCACAACAUGAGCAACAGCCAGGGUUAUUACAAAAAUCACGUGAUACUGAAAUAAUGGAAGACUCUUCGAUUAACACGGGCUAUUUAUAGCAUUCAUCAAAAAGGACACUUGUGUAAAAUCUCCAUGUAUGACUGUAUGUAUCCAUCUGAUUUAUCCGUGUAUUAAACUGUUUUACCUCCCAAAGGCGUAUUAGCAAUGCAAUACAGUGAGGUGCCCUUAGCUACAAUCAUGUCUAUUGUCACUAUGGUACCACUCAAAACCAGCCCACUGGCAUUGACUGAAAUAAGCUAGUACUCAUGGUGUGGUUCUUUAACUGCUGUCUCUUUGCAGGAUCUGGAGAAAAAAAAAUCUCAACAAUCUGUUGAAAAGGUUGGAGACAGAACAAAUGUGCCCAUAAGUACUUCUGAAAGGAAACUAUGGAUGCAUUUCUGCAACAUAUUAUGUACUUCUCUGAAUUAACUCCUUCUCCAGCUAGUUGAAAGGUGUGCAGAGACCUUGCAAGAGCCAACUUGCUAAAACAACUCAUCAAAUAAUGUGAGAUGUUCUGGGACAACAGGCACAAGAAAUUCAGCAUCUGCUGAGACCUUCAGUGUGUGGAUUGAAUGUUGAAACUCGUCAUAAGGCUUCUAUUGACUUCCAGAGGUAUGAGAUCUCUUGGCUCUGAUUGGGAUAAAUAAUUCAGUUUGUUGACCUGGAAAAGAACAGGAGGUCUGCAGUACGUGCGGUGCAUUUAACCCGUGCAUUUCUCUGAAUGAUUGUCUUCAAACGUGAAUUUAAUUGCAACUAAGUUCUACUGAAUCUUGUUAAGAUUUGGACUGUGUCCUUCCAAAUCUGUGUAUCUUGUGCAGCACAGACCAUGCAGGUAAAUAAUAGUGGAUUUGUCAGUGAAACUCCUGAAUGGAUUCUGCUCAAACUCUGUUUUCACUAAUAGAUAUUAGAGCUUAGGCUUUCGUCAUUGUUCAGUAAAUACAGUAUCAGAAAUAUGAUGUGUGAAUGAUCCAUAAUAUGUUCUGGUUUAGACAGAAACAAAAUAUAGGAAUAGCUGGAGACAAGCAUAGUUAAAGAUGAGGUCAUUGUGCUCUAUAACAUUGUUUCUACAACCAAGUCCUCUCUAGUUUUUAGUUGGUGGUGUAUUCUUAUAUAUACUUUCUACUAAUGAAUCCCAUUUUUUUGUUAUCUCAUCAUAAUUUCUCGUAUCUGUAACUGUUACACCAUGGAUAUUACCUCAUUCUUUCACUUAUUCUAUAAUUUCAAGCAUUUCUGGAAACACCUCUCUGUCUCUGCAACCAGGAGUUGAUAACAAGCAGCAGUAAUUUUUUUUUGUUUCUUUUUAAUGUGAAAAGAUUGUCUAGACAGACCUUCUGUACCUGGUAUCUCAAAUAUGUCGCUGUACACAGCCUCGCUUGUCUGUGUUUCUUAAAAGGCAGCAUGUUCUAAGAGUUUUCUGGAAACCACCCUGAGAGUGCAGUAUUAAAGUAAAUAGGCGAUGUGUUUAAUAAAUAAUGUUUUUUAUUAUUUUCUUUUUAUAUUUGUUCAUUUUGAGUUUGAAAUAACUAUCUUAUGGCUUUGGCUCACAAGAUUCUUUUUGUUAGACUACAGAUCCUCUCCUCUGCUUUUGCAGAAAGGAUUCAUGUCCCCACUCUAAGGAGGGGAUUAGGUUUGCUUAGGUUAACAUUUGCUUUGUUUAAUUCUUUUACAUUUCUUUAUACUUAGACCACUCACCAUGCUGGAUUAAUUACCUUAUUACAUGCAUUUUUCUUCCGACUAUCAGUGCUGUUUAGCUUUACUUUCUGUUAGUCUUUCCUCCAGUCUCUCCAGUCUGCCUGUAUCAGCUGGGUUGGAAGGCAGGGACUGCCGACUGCCAUAAUCCAUCCGUGUACGUUGUUAAAAACACAGCCAACUACUCAAGCUCCCACGACCUGACGUUCUGCAAGACACACACAUGGUUUGUUCUAAGAUGAAACAUUUGUUGCCCUGUUUACGCUUUACUUCUUUAUAGUCACCCAUGUUGUUUAAAUUAGCUGGGGUGCAGAGCAUGCCAUAUUACAUGCAAUUGCCAUCUGACAGAUUAAGACUUACUUCUGUUGGUGCUUUGUUGUGGUCAGCUUUUGGUCAGCUGCUGCAGUUUAAAUCAGAUGGAAACUUGUGUAACGGUCCUGCUGCAGUUAUCAUCAUCUAGCCUGCUAGCCAGGCGGGGAGGGAAAGGUUGCUCCUCCCUCCCACCCCAGCACGAAGUCAGGAUUUCAUCAACUCUUUCUACAUUGCAAUGGGUGGGUUUAGGCUGCAGAACUGCGACCACUAUGGGAGGAAAGUAAACCUCAGAGCUUUUCUAUUUCAUCCUGAACAUAAUCAAGGAUUGCUAGAGAUAUAUUACAUAUUGGCAUUGGGUUAAAUACGGGGCUUGGGACUGCACAGGAGAAGGGAUUUUAAAAAUGCACGUUAGAGAAAAAGACUAAUUUGAGAAAAUUAUUGUUUUGACCAAACAAAAUCUGACAGUUAAAACUUGUAUUUUGGAAAGAAAAGUACAAAAGUUUAUUAAAUCAAGUUCAUUUGAUGAAAGUCAGUGUUUGGAAAGAAUAACAUACAUCUGUUAGUGUAACAGGUCACUAAGCAUGUAGCCUGCAGAGAAAGAAAUCACCUGACUCUUCUGACUCUUUAUCUGAACAGGUAUCUUCAAAUUAUAUCAACUUCACUUUGUGGCUUCUGUGCACCAGUGAAUGUAUGCCAUCCUAUGGGGUUACUGGCUUGGGCAAAAAA
Molecule: messenger RNA, 5139 nt
Organism: Oxyura jamaicensis (ruddy duck)
Lineage: Eukaryota; Metazoa; Chordata; Aves; Anseriformes; Anatidae
Gene: GPR68
Product: G protein-coupled receptor 68
Exons: 5
Coding region: 1398-2471 (357 amino acids)
Biological process (GO): G protein-coupled receptor signaling pathway; cellular response to pH
Cellular component (GO): membrane
Molecular function (GO): G protein-coupled receptor activity
Source: RefSeq, a predicted model, not a curated record